Molecule: messenger RNA, 6155 nt
Organism: Tetranychus urticae (two-spotted spider mite)
Lineage: Eukaryota; Metazoa; Arthropoda; Arachnida; Trombidiformes; Tetranychidae
Molecular function (GO): protein binding
Source: RefSeq, a predicted model, not a curated record
AGUUUCCUUUCGUAAAAGAAGAGAGAAAAGUUGAAAGAAGGAAGAGCAGAAAAAAAACACAACAAAGUAAUGCACACAGUAAGUCUAUCCUUCAGGUCAAACUGGCUAAGUGUGUGUGUCUGUGUUCAACUGUGUACUUGUCUAUGUUUAAUUGUUAUGUAUGCAGUUCACUAUAUUUCAGGUUGUGGACCAGAUUUGUUGACCAGUAAUGAGUAGUUAAAAGUUAAUUAACUCGGAUUGUUGUGAGUGAAUGAAGGCAAGUCAGUGUGUGAAGAGAGUGAACCAACUAGAGUGGGAAAUCAACAGCAACAGCAACACCACACACAACACGAAGAAACAUCAACAAUGACUUCUUUUUUCCUUCGUUUUGUCUCUUUUAAUUGUUUCCAGUGUUUCCAGUAUUUUCAAUUAUUGUUACGAUGAUUGACUCUUCAUCGACAUCAUUAUUGUUCAUCUAAUAAACACCGAGCAUCCAACAGUGAACACCAACAGCUCCUAAAUCAAACCAGGGAAAGUACCAACAAGUGAUUGACAACCGAUUACUACCGACAACUGCUACUCCUUAUGAUUAAGUUUAACCUAGUAAAAUGUUUGUUAAUAAUAUUAUUAGUUAAUUAUAUUAUUAUGUUACCAGAUAAAUGAAAGUAUAAUCACCAACAAUCAUCAUUACAGUCUACAUAAUUACCGUUACCGUUCCUUUCACCCUCAUCAUCACCAUUACCAUCACCAUCAUCUUCAUCCAUUUUUUGUUGCUUCGUCUUCUUCCUAUUUCCAGUAUAGCCAUUGUUAAUCACCAAUCUAUCCGUUUUACCAACCUUUACAUCAACGACAAGGAUCAAGGCGAAGAUCACAAUUUAAAGUUAACGAUACCUUUUUUAAAUACCAACAAUUACAGCAUUAAGUUCAACAACAACAGCAACAAUAAUAUUAAUAUCUACUUAUACCAAAUCAAUACCAGUACCGAUACCAGUACCGAUACCGUAAAGAAACGCAAGGAAAACAGAAACAACGUAAUUUUUGAUUAUUAUAAUUAUCCUCACCAUCAUUGCCAGUUCCGUCAAUUUAAUUACAACUCUAAGAUCGUCCUAAAUCAACGAUUAAAUUAAAAAGAAAGGUUAAAGACCAACUCAACAUCAAUUGGAUCAAUUAAUGUUUGUGUCUGACCAGGAUUACCAUAGAUAUGGAUACAUCAAUUCUAUCUAAUUGCAUAUCUAUUUGGGUAUCGUUAAUAUGGCUCAAGUCCAUUCAAGUUUCAGCUAAAGAAACAAUAUCUCAAAAAUUAACCGCAAUCAACACAGAUUAUGAGGCCUGUUAUAAUUUUUCAGUCGGUGAUAAAACAAAAGGUGAAUUUUACUCUCCAAAUUAUCCCAACAACUAUCCAAAUCAAACUGAUUGUAUACUCAAAAUAGAAGCUCCUUACGGACAAUAUAUUAAAAUUGAAUUUCGUGAUCGCUUUGCCAUGGAAGCUUCACCCAAUUGUGAAUAUGAUAGACUUGAAAUACGAAACGGAAAAUAUGGCUAUUCAGAUAUACUUUCAGUUCUGUGUGGACACAAUUUUCCUCAUGAGAUUCAAUCAACUCAUAAUUAUCUCUGGUUAAGGUUUAAAUCAGAUGAAAGUAUUGAAUAUGAAGGUUUUAGAGGAGUUUAUACCUUCUUAAAUCAAGCAACUACUAUCCCUCCUCCACCAGCUUGUCAACAUAAUUUAACUGGUGAAAGCGGUCGUAUAAAUGGUACAAGAAUUUCCGAUGAAGUCAUCAAAUAUUCUGAGGAAUACCAAGUACCGUUGGAAUGUAUUUGGAGCAUCACCGUUAGUCCAGAGAAAAAGAUGUACUUAAAUUUCACCGAUUAUAAGCUGGAGAAACCAAAUGAUUGUCAUUUAAAUUACAUCGAUAUCUAUGGUAACUCUCUUCUGGAGACAAGCAGGAAAGAAAGAUUCUGUGGAACUGCGACAGAACCUCAUAAAUCCGAAACAAAUAAAGUACACAUUCGACUUCAUGCCAAACCUGGCGCCUUGAAAUUUGCCUUCACCAUACUCUUCACAGCCUUUAGAGAACCUAAAAAUCCAGCUAAAUGUGAUCCAAAAACCGAAUUCGAUUGUGAUGAUGGGACUUGUAUACACAUAAGCUUAAAAUGUGACGGUCAUCCGAAUUGCAUAUAUCGAUAUGAUGAGGAUAAAUCAGACUGCGAAAAAGACUCAAAAAGUUUGACAUCAUUUGAUUCAAAUCAUAUGAUCAUCAUCUUAAUAUUGUUUUUCGCCCUUGUUAUCGGUAUGUGUGCCUCAAUUGUUGUUUCAUGUUGGGGCAAGAUUCAAGAACGCCGUCAACGCGAGUUGGAAUACAAACUGAGAAGAUCUCGUGAACCUUCAGUUGAACGUGAUCUGGACCGAACCAUCACCAUGACUCGAAUGGAACCGGUUCUUGACUAUCCACCACCACGAGGCUCAGAUGGAAGUGGAGGUGGAGGAGGUGGUGGUGGUGGAGGAGGUAGUCUAAUUGGAAGUGGAGACAGAGGAGGGUCAACGGGUAUGCUUAUUCGUUCAAAUUACACUAAAUCAAGUGCUAACCUUAUGGAUGCAAGUAACCCUGAAGAAGAUGAACAUGGAUGUUAUGUACCUGAUGUUGGUGGUUAUUAUCGAAAAACAGGUGGUGGUGAUCAUCAUCCUGGAUCAUUAAUUGAUGAUUUAGGGAGUGGAGGUGAAGAUGGUUUACACGGGGGUUUAGAGAAAUAUCCACCCGAAAAUGUUAUCCGUUAUCCUGUGUUAUCCAACGAUUGUCCCUAUUAUCAUCAAGAUUCAGACACGGGUCUUAGAAGUGGCAGUGAGUCGCCCAUUCCACCGCCCCCUCCGCCUCCAGCUUUAUCUCACCUUCGAUCACGAAAUACUCGGUCAACGACAACCCUUCCCUUGGAUGCAAGUAAAUUAGAUACACCUUCUCCGCCACCUCCGCCACCUCCUCAUGGUCUUGGUGUAUCAUCUUCCAUUGUAUCCUUGGACAAUCAUCAUCACCAUCAUCAUCUUGCUCACCAUUCACAUCCUCCUCCACCUUCACACCCCACUCAACAUCAUCCUGAUUGCGCUCAGCAUCCCGGUUUUCCGAGUCAUCAUCAUGAUUCUCUUUCUCUUUCAUCUUCACAUCAUCGAGCUCCAAAUCCUGGAGAUUACAGAUCCGCCUCUGUGGGUCCUCCACACCAUCAUCACCAUGCCAACCUUGAUGGCGGUGGUGGUGGAUCUCACGGUGAGGAUACGGAAGAUGAAUCUGAUGAUAAAGUGCCUUCAUCUUCAAGUCGUCAUGGCCGAUUUAGGGCGGAAGCUGUUAUUGAAAUGAGCUCAUCAAGUGAUCACACUGCCAAUCGACCUAGAAGUUUUAUUGAAACUCGAUCAGCUCCUGAUGUUAUUGUGUUACGCUGACAACCGGUUUUACCUAAAUACAUAAAUAAUUUAAAUACCGAUCAAAAUGAUCAGAAAUAUUGAAGAAAAAACUUUUAAACCGAUUGAUUAUGAUUUUUGAUGAUGAGGAUCAGGAUGAUAAAGAAAUUUUCAACUCUUGUUUUUUCACCUUCAAAUUUCACUCUUUUCCUUACUACGCUGAGGAUUGGUUAUCUUCACAUCUCUUGGUCAUUUAUUAUUAUUGAUUAAUAAUUGAAAUUGUAAUUGUUAUUAUUCUUCGACAAUUCCGCUUCUUCCAUUGGGAUAACAUUAUUAUACAUGUGAAUUCAAUCAAAUUUCAGAGGAAGAAACUUAAACAAGAACAUUUUUACUCUAAACCAGAAAAGGGAAAACAUUUUUUUUGUUAACUUCGUCAACAACAAAUUUAACAAAUCAUCAACAGGAGCCACCAGAAAACCAACAAAUAACCCAAAGACUGGAUUGCUGAUUCAACAUCUUCUCAUUUCAAGUGUAAUAUUGAAAGUUGUUUUUAUUUCUCGACUGGUCAGAAACAAAAAAUAGUGAAAGAAGUAAAAAAAGCAAGAAAUAAUCGGAUGGACAAUUUAUUAUAUAACUCAUUAUACAACACAAAAGGCUGAAUAACUUGCGUUUUUUGGAACGAAAAUUGUGUUUGCAACAUUUGCAACUUCCUGCCUCUUUCUCAAUUUUGGUCUAUCUUUCCUCUUUUAAUAAACACCUUUCUUUCAUCCCUUUCCUUUCCAAUUUCCCUUUCAACCUUAUCCUUAUUAGGUUCCUCUUUCUUACCAAAAAUAAACUGCCCAGUUACAAGGAGAAUCGGAAAUUGGAUGGAUAUAUUUAUAUCCAUACAUAUGUGGUUAAACAUACUCAUCUCAUUCCCUCAAUCUCUCUCUCACUCUAUCUUCUUAUCCUUUUUUUUCAUCUCUUUAUCAUCAGAAUCAUUCUCUGAAUAGCAAAGUUUAUAUAUAUAUAUAUUAAUAAUUAUAUGAUUCAUUUGUGGUUUAGUUUAUUGAGAAGCAUGUAAGAAUCAUGUACAGUUGUCUGGACACUUUGAUCAGUGUUGAUUGUUGAUUUUAUUGAUUGACGAUAUACUUCUUUCUCUUUUUGCUAUUAUUAUUUAAUAUUAUAUAUUAUAGCUACUAGAUGAUAACUAAUAGAUAUUCUCUUCUCCAUUGCUUUUCAUCCUCUUUUUUAUCUUCCUCUUCUUGUUUUUGAGUUACUCUUCACCAUUACCAGCAUCACAUCAUGAUCAUCAUCACCAUCAACAUAAACGACAACAAGAACACGAUAACAAUAAUAACUACACAUCAAGAUUAGCUUUGUAUUACACACAAAUAGGGAGGACAAGCAAAAAAACCCUCCAAGUCACAGGGAAAAAACUAAAGAAAAACAAAUGGGAAAAGAAGAAGAAGAAGGAAAAGAAAUUCAGAAUGAAAUAGCUAUUUGGUCAGACGAGAUUUUUGCGAUUGCAUUUGGAUUGUAUGGAACCAACAACAAUACCAGAUAAAGAAAGAGGGAGAAAAAUGAGGCUAAAGAUGGUAAAAAGGAUGAAAAACGAAGACAAGAAAUAACUUAGGAUCGAAAGAGCAAUACAAGAAGGGGAAAAGGGAUGCAAGCAAGAACUUUUAUCAAUGGAUUUUGCUGUUACUGUUGAUGUUUUAUAUUUAUAUAUAUAUAUAUAUGGUUACAUCCCAAUGCUCAUUGGAAUCUUUUUUAUUCUCCUUAGUCUCCAUCUUCUCUGGUUCUUUUGUAUCUAAAACGCAGGGAAAGAUCAAAAAAUUGCAGUUAGAUUCAAAGACUUAUUGAUCUGAGUUAUAUCGUUGACAGAACUUUUCUUUCUCUUCUUCUCUUUGCUCCACUUUUUUUUUCUUUAUCUUCUUUACAUUUCAUUCUUUCUUAUUUCUCUCUGCCUUCCUCAUCCUUUCCAUGCAUCUUUGCAUCCGUUAUCUUUCCCAACUGCAAUUGAUACUGUAAUAUUAUUUCAACUAGCAAACAGUGUAAACAAAGCAAUCAUUAAGCAGCAAAAAAAAGUAGUGAGAUUCAAGAUGAAUAUAAGAAUAAGGAUGGAAAAUAAAGGUGAUAAGAAGACGAUGAUGAUCAUGGUGAUCAUGGUGAUCAUGGGGAAAGUGGUGUGAAAAGGAUAGAGAGAUUGGUUAAUGUUUCCUCAGGAAAAUGAAAAGGGCAACAAGUCUUGAGGGACAUUUUCAGCGAAAGAUAAUUCCUUCUUGUACAGUAAAACUCGAUCAAUUUCUUAGCUUUUGCCUCUUCACCUUUACAUUGCCUCUCUCUCUCCAUGUUAUCCUGACACACAAAAUAAUAAAUGUAUAAAUAAAUAAAUAUAUAUAUAUAUAAACAUGAAGCAAGAAUAAAAUACAAAAUGAAAAGAAAAUCUGAAAGAUGAAAAAGUUAGAUGAAGCGAGACGCAUAAGACAUGUUAAUGCCUUUACAUUUCAACGAUUUAAUAGCGCUCAAAAUGUCGAGGAGAUGAAAAGGAACCAUUUGUUAAUAACUUCUUUUCCUCUCCACUUCGAUCAACUUUUUUAUCAUUUAAUUUCACCUUUUUGUUGUUACCCAGCAGCUGAUUAUAGUCAACAUGAAUUAUAUUAGUGAUUGAUUUGCGGAUAUUAUUGAAAUGUGUAAAAACCAACAACAGUAACCUCUUUUCCUUAUGUGCUAACAUGCUUUGAAUCUCUUUUUCUUUGAUUCCUAUCAUCAUUCUCAAGCAUCUCUCAAACUGUCUCUCCUUAUACCU